Molecule: messenger RNA, 2238 nt
Organism: Nanorana parkeri
Lineage: Eukaryota; Metazoa; Chordata; Amphibia; Anura; Dicroglossidae
Product: tight junction protein ZO-3-like
Exons: 16
Coding region: 1-2169 (722 amino acids)
Biological process (GO): protein localization to cell-cell junction; positive regulation of blood-brain barrier permeability; cell-cell junction organization
Cellular component (GO): plasma membrane; bicellular tight junction
Molecular function (GO): cell adhesion molecule binding
Source: RefSeq, a predicted model, not a curated record
AUGGUUAGACCACGCCCCACACUUUCGCCAUUUAACAUCUUGGCCUGCAAUGAGUUCUUCUCUGUACACGCCAGCCUUGACCACUACUCGCAAUCAUUGAAUCGCUCAGCAUUGGUCAAUGAAACUAGUUUCCAUAACACGACACGUGAAGAUGCAGUGCAGUAUCUAAUGAACAUCCCACAAAAUGAAGAAAUUAUAUUACUGACACAGGGUAAAGAAGACAUUUACAGAAAAAUGAUUAAGUCUAAUUUGGGUGACUCCUUCUAUAUUCGUACACACUUUGAAUAUGAAGCAGAUACCCCAUCUGGCCUGAGUUUUACAAGGGGUGAGAUAUUCCAUGUUUUCGACACAAUGCACCGUGGAAAAUUGGGGAAUUGGCUUGCUACCCGUGUUGGAAAAGAUUUGAAGGAGAUGAAAAAAGGAAUUAUACCAAAUAAGUCAAGGGCAGAGCAGUAUGCUAGCUUAGAGAAUGUCCUCAAACCCCAGCCAUCUUCGGGACCAAGAGCUGAAUUUUGGAAGCUGCGAGGCUUGAGGGGGGCUAAAAAGAUAUUAAAGAAAAGUCGAGAGGAUCUAUCUGUAAUAACUAGCAAGGCUAAAUAUCCUCCUUAUGAGAAAGUGGCGCUCCGAGAAGUCAGUGCUUGCUUUCACAAAUAUGCAUGUACGUUGGUCAAUGAAACUAGUUUCCAUAACACGACACGUGAAGAUGCAGUGCAGUAUCUAAUGAACAUCCCACAAAAUGAAGAAAUUAUAUUACUGACACAGGGUAAAGAAGACAUUUACAGAAAAAUGAUUAAGUCUAAUUUGGGUGACUCCUUCUAUAUUCGUACACACUUUGAAUAUGAAGCAGAUACCCCAUCUGGCCUGAGUUUUACAAGGGGUGAGAUAUUCCAUGUUUUCGACACAAUGCACCGUGGAAAAUUGGGGAAUUGGCUUGCUACCCGUGUUGGAAAAGAUUUGAAGGAGAUGAAAAAAGGAAUUAUACCAAAUAAGUCAAGGGCAGAGCAGUAUGCUAGCUUAGAGAAUGUCCUCAAACCCCAGCCAUCUUCGGGACCAAGAGCUGAAUUUUGGAAGCUGCGAGGCUUGAGGGGGGCUAAAAAGAUAUUAAAGAAAAGUCGAGAGGAUCUAUCUGUAAUAACUAGCAAGGCUAAAUAUCCUCCUUAUGAGAAAGUGGCGCUCCGAGAAGCAAGUUUCAAACGACCAGUUGUGGUAUUAGGUCCUAUAUCGGACAUUGCACACAUGAAGCUUUGUUCUGAGUUGCCACAGGAAUUUGAGGGUGCAGAAACUGUUGCUCGUGAGGAUGGAACAUCCAAAAUCAUAAAACUUCAGUUGGUGAGAGAGAUUGCGGAGAGGAAUAAGCAUGCUUUAUUAGACAUCACACCUACAGCAGUGGAGCAUCUGAAUUAUGUGCAGUUUUACCCUAUUGUGGUGUUCUGCAACCCAGAGAACCGACAGGGAGUGAAGGCAAUGAGACAAUGGCUACUCCCCGAGUCAAAGAAGAGUUCACGUCGUUUGUAUGCACAGGCUGUCAAACUGCGAAAGAACUAUUCUCAUCUUUUUACUGCGGUUAUUAACUUGAGUGGAGCAAGUGAUUCUUGGCUUCGAAGCCUGAAAGAAACAAUUCGAACUGAACAAGGAAGAGUAAUAUGGACCACUGAGGAUAAGGCUGAACCUUCAGGAGAUGAACCAUUGGACCUUAUAAAUGAAUCAGCAGUUCAUUCUGCAGAUUACCUGAGCUGUGACAGUCGUGCCAACAGUGAUUAUGAGGAGACUGAUGCAGAAGGUGAAGCCUACACUGACCAUGAGCUGGAAGAAGAAUUCCAAGAGCCUGCACUAGCCCGGUCUUCUGAACCAGUAGCUGAAUAUCAGCCUUCCUUGUAUGAUCCUUCCUAUAACUACAGAAGCCACUCGCCUGUUGAAGAUGCUUCUUACAGUGGACCCCAGUCACCAGAUAGACUGUCUCCCCAUUUCAGAAGCAAUUCACGAUCUAAUCACACUUACAGCCCUACACAGGAAACCGAGAUGCAGCUUCCUGACAAUCAGCUGAUACAUGAGACCACCAACAGCAGGGAGUAUGAGCAUGAUGCUUUACGUAGAAAGUUCAAUCAUGCGAGAAAUACAAGCUCCGAGGAUGAAGAUUAUGGAUGGGGCGGUCCAGCUACUGAUCUGUAAACUACUGAAUGAUCACCUACAUACCACGGGAUUUCAGCAUAAACUGUACACCAGCUUUCUUUAUAUCUU